This is a messenger RNA of Eimeria maxima, 8208 nucleotides long. RefSeq lists its product as hypothetical. The record is from RefSeq and is a predicted model, not a curated record. The transcript has 11 exons. NCBI's taxonomy places the organism in Eukaryota, Apicomplexa, Conoidasida, Eucoccidiorida, Eimeriidae. The coding region runs from base 1 to 8208 and encodes 2735 amino acids.
AUGCAGCAGGAGCAGGUGCUGCAGCAGCAGCAGCUUCAGCAGCAUGAAGAGCAGCGUGCUGCUGCUGCUGCACCAGCUGUAGUCUUCGCGGGGCCCCCGCAGCAGGGCUGUGUCCAGCAGCAGCAGCAGCAACCGCAGCAGCAACAGCAGCAGCCGCAGCAGCACAACCCGCUGGAAUCAUCAGCGCAGCAGCACCAACUGCUGCACCAGCAGCAGCACAAGCAGCAGCAGCAGCACAUGCAACAGCAGCAGCAGCACAUGCAGCAGCAGCAGCAUCACAUGCAGCAGCCGCAGCAGCAUCACAUGCAGCAGCCGCAGCCGCAGCAGCAUCACAUGCAGCAGCCGCAGCAGCACAUGCAGCAGCAGCAACAGCAGCAGCAGCAGCAGCACAUGCAGCAGCAGCAAACCUUAGGGGGUGCUGUAUAUAUCCAGGAGGCUUCUCCUUGGGGUGCUGCUGCAGCAUUGGGGCUGCCGCCGCUGCCUAAUCAGCAGCAGCCGCAGCAGCAGCAGCAGCAGCAGCACAUGGGAUAUGCUACUGCUAAUGCUGCAGCGCCGCAGCAGCAACGUACCAAUAGUGACUCCAAUGCUACAGCAGCAGCAGCAGCAGCAGCACAGCCACCACCAACUGCGGGCUUUGCUUCUGCUUCUUACGCUCCUGCAGCAGCAGCAGCAGGAGGAAUAUCUGUCAACCCGCAGCAGCAGCAGCAGCAGCAGCAAAUGCUCGCAGGUCGCCACAUGCAGACAUACGGAGCAUUGUCAGGGCACGCUGCUGCUGCUGCUGAUCCAGCAGCAGCAGCAGCAGCAGCAGGGGGAGCAGCUGGAUCCCUUCGUUACUCAGGGCCUUAUGCAUGCAACCCCACGCCUGCUGCUUAUUAUGGGAGACCUGCAGCAGGCAGCAGCCCUUAUCCUGCUGCUGCAGCAGCAGCAGCUGCUGCUGCUGCUGCAGGGUUUGCUGCCUUUGGAGGCCCGCAGCAGCAGCAGAACCAGCAGCCGCACCUCAUGACUGCAGCUCCACUGCAGCAGCAGCAGCAACAGCAGCAGCAGCAGCAGCUUGCUCCAGGAGUUCCUGCAGGUGCUGUGUGGGGUGCAGGGUCUCCAGCAGCAGCAGCAGCAGCAGCAGGAUCGCCUGCUGCUGCAGCACAGGCAACAACAGCUUCUGGUUUGGCGGGGUCCCCAUACCCUGAACAGCAGAUGCAGCAGCAGCAACUGCAGCAGCAGCAGAUGCAACAGCAUCAGAUGCAGCAGCAGCACCAAAUGCAGCAGCAGCAUCAGAUGCAGCAACAGCACCAGAUGCAGCAGCAGCAGAUGCAACAGCAGCAAGCUAUGCUGCACUGGCAGCAGCAGCAGCAGCGGCGCAACAGUCAUUCUACUGGAUGGGGGAUGCAGCAGCAGCAGCUGCCUGCUGCUGCUCCUGCUGCUGUAGCUCCACCUCAGCAGCAGCAGCAACAGCAGCAACCUUACGUGCAGCAGGCAGUAUGUGCGGAGCCACAGCAACAGUUGCAGCAACAGCAGCAACUGCAGCAGCAGCUACAUCAGCCUCUGCAGCAGCAACCCCACCAUUCGCAAGAGCUUGUAUACCCUCAAGUACCGCAUGCAGCAGCAGCAGCACCAACAGCAGCAGCUGCUGCUGCAGCAGCAACAGCAGCAGGUCCUGCAACACGUUCUCAUCCGCUGCAUCAGCAGCCCCUUGUCGCCCCUUGUUCUGUUCAGCGUAGCAGCAGCAGCAGCAUAAGCAGCAGCAGCAGCAGCAGCACGGUAAGCAGCAGCAGUAGCAGCAGCACAACAAGGAGGAAGCCAUUUGUAUUAGAAGUACCGCAGCAGCAAGGACCCUUGCUGCAGCGCUCCUUCCUCUCCCUGCUGCAGCAGGAAGCAGCAUGGAUGGCUCGUGAUUACUACUAUGAGAGGAAAUGGAAGCAGCAGCUGCUGCUGCGCUUAGGCAGCACAGCAGCAGCAGCAAAAAGAUUCAAAUGGCUGCAGCAGAAACAGGAAGAGAGAAGAAUUAUUGCUGCACCUUGGGCUGCUGCUGUUGAGACACUCUAUAUUGCAAUCUGUCGGCAGGUGUAUAGGGACCUUGUGCCUGCUGAGUUGACGCCUUUAGCAGCAGAUGUCCCUCCUAUAGGAAAUUGCCCUGGUAUUGAGGUGUACAGACAGCUGGUAGAGCAGCGGCAGCAGAAGCAGCAGCAGCAGGAGCAGCAGCAGGAUAUGGAGGAGGACGAGCUGUUGCCUCCUUUUUUGCAGCAGCAAUUGCCACUGCAGCAGCAGCUGCUAUUGCAGCAGCUGCAGCAGCAACCUGACGGUGCAGCACAACGCCUCGUCAUGAUAGAGAAGAUUAAGAGACAGUGUCUCUACCACUUGGCAAGCAGCAGCAGCAGUAGCAGCAGCAGCAGCAGCUUGGGUCUCCCUUGGAGGCCUCAGGCUCCUGCUGCUUGGGCUGUACAGUCACCUCUUGCUGCAGCAGCAGAAGCAGUCGUGAUGCAGCUUGAGAGCAAUAGAGCUGCUGCUACACAGCCACUGUCUCCUCGUUGCUGCCAGCUGUCUCCGCAGCUGCAUGCAUAUCUUUUGUGUCUCCUUACCACCCGCAAGGUGGAGUGUGAAGCAGCAGCAGCAGCAGCAGCAGGACGCGGUGGAGCAGCAGCAGCAACAGCAGCAGCAAAGCAGCAGCAGCUAAAGGGGGCAGUCAUCGUCAAAGAGGAGCAAUCGCUUCAAUCAGCAGCAGCAGCAGCAAAGUACAGCAGCAGCAGCAGCAGCUACAGCGACGAGGAGGAAGCAGCAUGUCGUCGUACAUUAGAUGAUUGGUUAUAUUAUCAGCAGGAGCAGCUGCUGCAGCAGCAGCAUCCUCUAGUAUUGAACAUGUUUGCUGCUGCUCCCGCUGCUUUUGUUGCUGCUGCUGGUCUGCUGCACAACCUGCAGCCGCUGCAGCAGCUGCAGCAGCAUCCACCACGCAAGAGGCAGCAGCAGCAGCAGCUGUUGCUGCUACCUCCGCAGGCGGAAGACGAGCAACAGCAGCAGCAACAGCAGCAGCAACAGCAGCAACCCCAGCAACACCCACAGCAGCAUCAGCAACAGCACCAACAGCUGCAGCAGCACCCACACCAUCAGCAGCACCAUCAGCAACAGCAGCAACAAUCAACAGAAGCUGCAGCAGCAGCAGCAGAAGAAAAGAGACAGCAGCAGCUACGUUCCUUAGCUGUCUCUUGUAUGCUAGAUAAUGUGCAGCAGCAGCAAGGGGUGUACGUACACCCCAUUGAGUUAAGACCACCACAGCUGCCUGUUGACCUUAUUACGCUACCUGCAUUCACAACAGGUGGCUGCUGGCGGCGCUGCGUCCGGCUGCUGCUGCAGCAGUUCAGCAGCAUGAAGAAGUCCGAUGGUGCUGCUGCUCAGGGAGAGGCAGCAGCAGCAGUAGCAGCAGCAGCGGCAGCAGCUGCAGCGGGACCCAUGAUAGGUGCACCACCAGCAGCAAGCCCAGCAACCCAGCCGCCGCAGCACGGAGCUGCAGCAGCAGGCUGGGGAGCAGCAGCAGCAGAUCGUGGUGCAGCAGCAGCAGCAUAUGGAGAUACAUUAAGGAGACAAGGGGCAGGCAAGAUGUCUGUGUAUGAUGCGCGUGGGCGUCGGGCUGGAGGAGUGCCAGUGGAAGCAGCAGCAGCGGAUGCGGACAGAGCAGCAGCAGCUGCUGCUGCUGCAGCUGCAGCUGCAGCUGCACACGACAACGAGACACUGCUGCAGCGGCGUAGCCAACAGCAGCAACAGCAGCAAUGGGAUCUGCAUGAGUCAGCUUUGCUGCUGCAUCUUGCAGGUCGUUUUGCUGGCAGCAGCUGCAGCAGCAGCUACAGCAGCAGCAUGGGGUAUACAAACAUGCCCCGCGCAUGGUUUUCUUCCGUUCCUGCUACUGCAGCAGCAGGACCAGGUGUAGCUAAGCCAAUGCCUGGCAUGAGCAGCAGCAGCAGCAGCAGCAGCAGCAGCAGCAGCAACGAUAUAAAUUGGAGUCUUGUUGCUAGUGCCCUCUCCUCUGCUGGUUCCUGUGGUGCUAUUGUCUCCCGAUUAAGAUUAGCAGAAGAAUGCAAGAGACAAUACAUCGUGCUGCUGCAGCAUUUGCAGCAACUGCAGCAGACACCGAAGGAGAUGCGGCACCCUAUGCUGCUGCUGCUGCUGCUGCAGCGACGAUCCUUUACGGAUGCAGAUGUUGUUGUUAGGUGUAUGCCAGCUAGCUGCUCCUUUGGUGGUUUUGCUGCUGCUGAUUUGGAUAAAACUUCUUAUCAGCUGCUGCUGCCUUUUAGACCCCGUCAGUUCCUGCUGCUGCAGCAGCGGAAGCAGCAGCUGCUGCAGCAGAGGAAGCAGCAAAAGCAGCUCAUGCUGCUUGAUAAGAAAGCACUACCAGGGCCUGGGGAAACAAAACAAGAGGAAGAAUCUACUACUACCAGCACAACGAGCAGCAGCAACAGCAGCAGCAGCAAUAGCAGUAGUAGUAGCAGCAGCAGCAGCACGAGUCCGUCGCUGCAGCUGCCUUCUGCUGCUGUCGUUGUAGAGGAAGAAGCAGCAGCAAGUCGCAUCUUUUCUCUUCCUAGCGACUUAGAGUCCGAGCUGCGUCUCUUUAAGAAGCUGCAUCAGCAGCAGCAGCAAGAGCAGCAGCAGCAAGAGCAGCAGCAGCAGCAGCAGGAUGAAGACGAUAGUCAAGUAUUGGUUCCUCGCAUAAAAUCUUUUUCAUUGGAUUGGGAUAGCGCUCCUACCCGCGUGCAGGAGCAGCAGCAGCAGCAGCAGCAGCAGGUGCGGCAACGGCAGCAGCAGCGGCUGUGGUUUUCUGAUGCUGGUACAGCAGCAGGUGCAGCAGGUGCAGCAGGUGCAGCAGCAGCAGCAACAGAUGACGCCAACGAAGAGGCGCUGCAGCAAAUUGUUUCUUCCCUCUGCCCUCUUAAGGGUUUACAUUUGCGGUUGAGGGCUAAAGAGAAAAGAUUAAGCAUCACCGACAGCAGCAGCAGCAGCAGCAGCAGUAGCAGCAGCAGCAGCAGCAGCUGCAUUCCAGCAGCAAAGAGGCGGAAGCAUUCGCUUUACAAGGCCAUUCAUGGCGCGGACCCUAAGGUGAUAACUCCUCCUCAUCCUUCUCACCACAACUUAGCAAAGCAGGCUCGCCGUCAUUUUGCACUGUCUGAAAGAGGCGACAAGGCAGCAGAUGCUGCAGCAGCAGAACCAGCGAAGACAACGCCUGCAACACCACCAGCAGCAGCAGCAACAACAACAACAACAGCAGGAGCAGCAGGAGCUGCAACUCCGCCAGCAGCAGCAGCAGCAACAUCUCCUGCUGCUGCUGGGGCUGCUCCUGCUGCUGCACCUGCAACGCCAAGCGAAGCAUCGGCUGGAUCGGCCCCAGCAGCAGCAGCAGCAACCCCACCGUCGGGCCCUGCAGCAGCAACAGCAGCAGGAGCCACAACAACGCCUGCUGCUGCUGCUGCAGCAGCAGCAGCAGCAACACUGCUGCCUUGGCUGCAGCUAGCUACCCACGCGCUGCAGCGCGGGCGGCAGCAGCAGCUGCUGCUGGGGACUCAGCAAUUCAGCAGCAGCGGUGUUAUGCCUCCAAAUCCUCGGAAGCCUCAGCUACCCGAGCAGUACGUCUUGGCUCUGCAGGGCAGGAGCGGGGAGGAGGCUGCUGGCGAUGGGAAGAAUGCAGCAGCGGCAGCUGCUGCUGCUGCUGCAGCGGCAGCCUCUGCAGCAAGCACGGCAGCGCCGCAAGCAGCUGCCGCACCAGGAGCAGCAGCAGCAGCACCCGCUGCAGCGGGACUGCCACAGGACUCCUCGCCCUCUGACGCGAUGAGGGAGCAGCAGCAGCAAAUGCUGCAGCAGCAGCCAAUGCAACAGCAGCCGCAGCAACCGCAGCAGCAGAUGUUGCAGCAGCAGCCAAUGCUUCAGCAGCAGCAGAUGCUGCAGCAGCAGCAGAUGCUGCAACAGCAACAACGUCCUACUGCUGAAUUUGUGGCGGGAGGCACCAUGGAGGGCGACUCUGCAGCAGCAGCAGCAGCGGCAACAGGAGCACCUCUUUUACCUCAGCAGCCGCAGCAGCUCUUGCCUGAGCACAUGCAGCAGCAGCAGCAGCAGCAGCAGCAGCAGAUGGCGAGGGUGGUGCAACCAGUGCAACAACAGCAGCAGCAGCAGCAACACAUGCUUGCAAGCGGUCCGUUGCAGCAGCAGACGCACCUGCUUCCCGGCCCCCAUCAACAGCAGCAGCCGCUCCUUCAGCAGCAGCAGCAGCAACUGCGCCAGCAGCAGCAGCAGCACUGGAUUGCAGCACAACAGCACGCGGUUCCUAUGUUGAUGCAGCAGCAGCAGCAGCACAUGCUGCUGCAGCAGCACCACCAGCCUUUAGCUUAUGGCGGCAAAGGGCAUGCACCUCAGCAGCAGCAGCUUGAGGGCGCGUAUGACCUGCAGCAGCUGCAGCAACAGCAGCUGCAACAGCAACAGCUGCAGCAGCAUCAGUUGCAGCAGCAACAGCUGCAGCAGCUGCAACACCAGCAACUGCAGCAACAGCAGCAGAUGUUUUCGCGCCCCCCUUAUGUGCAGCCCCAGCAGCAGCAGCAGUCAAGCGAGGAUGCUGCAGAUGCAGCAGCGCAGCAGCAGCAGCAGCAGCAGCAGUUUCAGCGGCCUAUGUACUUGCAGGCCCCACCGCAACAGCAGCAGCAGCUGUCCCCUUACCCUGCUGCAGCAGCACACCUGACACAAGCAACAGCAGCAGAUGGCAAUCUGCAGCAGCAGCAGCAGGCCCUUGGUGCAACACCUAUGCAAGCCUUUACGCCGCAGCAGCAGCUGCAGCAGCAGCAGCACCAGGUGUAUCUGCAGCAGCAAGCAGCAUUUCAGGCAGCUGAUGGAACACAGAGGCACUUCUCCCCUCAGCAGCAGCAGCAGCUGCAGCAGCAGCAAUUGCAGCACCAGCAGCUGCAGCAGCAGCAACUGCAGCAUCAGCAGCUACAGCACCAACAACAGCUGCAACACCAGCAGCUGCAGCACCAGCAGCUACAGCAGCAACACCUGCAGCAGCAGCAGCUACAUGCGCAGCAGCUGCAUCCGCAGCAGCUUCACCCUCAGCAGCAGCAGCAGCUAAUAUGCCAUGAUCAGAAUGCGUUUGCUGCUCAGCAGCAGCAGCAGCAGCGAUUUGUUGCAGCAGCACCGCAGCACGCUCAGCCUCGGUUUGCAGCUGCUGCUGUGCCACAGCAGCAGCAGCAACAGCAGCAACGGCUGCAGCAGCAGCAGCAGAUGCAGCCAACUGCCUUCGGGCCACCGCAGCAGCAGCAGCAACCGGGCUACUAUGCAGUUGGUAUGCCACAGCAGCAGCAGCUAAAUGGCACAGCAGCAGAACUGCAGCACUUGCAGCAGCAACAGCUGCAACAGCAACAACUGCAGCAACAGCAGAUGCACCAGCAGCACAUGCAGCAGCAACAACUGCAGCAGCAUCUGCAGCAUCAGCAGCUGCAGCAACAGCAGUUUAGACAGCAGCAGCUUCAACAGCAGCAGCAUCUGCAGCAUCAGCAGCUGCAACAGCUGCAGCAGCAACAACUGCAGCAGCAACCACAGCACCUGCAGCAGCAGCACCAGUUGCAGCAGCAGCAACUGCAGCAGCAACCGCAGCAUCUGCAGCAGCAAACGCUGCCUGCAGCAAGCCAGAGGCAGCUGUCUACUGGCAGCAAGAGCAGCAAAAGUACGUCUCGUUCUAAGAGACCGCAGCAGCAGCAAUCAAAGGGUGGUGCUGCAGCUGUUGCUGCUGCUGCUGCUGCAGAGCAGCAAACUGGUGUAGUAGGUGCUGCUGUAGGGCCGGGCGCGAUGCAUGCGCCUCAGGGGGCUGUAGGAAAUAUCCCUGCUGCUGCUGCGGCACAGCAGCAGCAGCAGCACCUGCAGCAUCAGCAGCGGUUGCAGUUGCAGCAGCAACACUUGCAGCAGCAGCACCAGCUGCAGCACCACCGGCAGCUGCAACAACUGCAGCAGCAGCAACUGCAGCAGCAGCAGCUCCAACAGCAGCAGCUGCAGCAGCAACAGCUCCAACAGCAACAGCUCCAACAGCAACAGCUGCAGCAGCAGCAACUGCAGCAGCAGCAGCUGCAGCAGCAGGCAGACUACGGGGUCCACGCGUUUGCUGCCCAUCCAGUAGGUUACGUGGACCCGCAGCAGCAGCAGCAGCAACAGCAGCAGUCACAGCGUUCUGCUGCUGCUCGCCCUGCUGGAGCUUAA